Molecule: messenger RNA, 360 nt
Organism: Paraphaeosphaeria sporulosa
Lineage: Eukaryota; Fungi; Ascomycota; Dothideomycetes; Pleosporales; Didymosphaeriaceae
Exons: 2
Coding region: 1-360 (119 amino acids)
Molecular function (GO): zinc ion binding; nucleic acid binding
Source: RefSeq, a predicted model, not a curated record
AUGCCCGCGAUACGAGGAGAAAACUCGAAGAAGAAGACGCGCCGCCACACGCGCGACCUCGACCAGAUCCACGCCGACCUUCGCGACGAAAAGCAUUUGGCGCAGUACAAGGAUGUAAAGGCCGCCGAGGAUCUGCCCGGCCUGGGCCAAUGGUACUGCACUGAGUGCGCCAAAUGGUUCGAGAGCGAGGCCAACUUCGAGGCCCACUACAAGGGGAAGGUGCACAAGCGGAGAGUCAAGCAACUGAAGGAAGAGCCAUACUCGCAGAAGGAAGCAGAGGCAGCUGCAGGGCUUUCGACCGACAACGGGAAGCGCACGACGUCGCUGAUGGAGGUGGAUGAUACUGCGGUGGCGGCAUAG